Cavia porcellus (domestic guinea pig) is the source of this 1335-nucleotide messenger RNA. RefSeq names its product NK6 homeobox 1 (gene Nkx6-1). Gene Ontology annotation, cellular component: nucleus. The record is from RefSeq and is a predicted model, not a curated record. The transcript is spliced from 3 exons. Gene Ontology annotation, biological process: cell differentiation; regulation of transcription by RNA polymerase II. The coding region runs from base 91 to 1182 and encodes 363 amino acids. Gene Ontology annotation, molecular function: RNA polymerase II cis-regulatory region sequence-specific DNA binding; DNA-binding transcription factor activity, RNA polymerase II-specific. Lineage: Eukaryota; Metazoa; Chordata; Mammalia; Rodentia; Caviidae.
CCCGACCUCGUCCUCGCCGCCCGGCUCCGCGGCCGCCGGGGAUGCGGCGUGGCGCGUCCUGAGCGCCGCGCCCCGGGAGCGCGGCCGGGGAUGCUAGCGGCGGGCGCGAUGGACGGGCCCCGGCAGAGCGCCUUCCUGCUCGGCAGCCCGCCGCUCGCCGCGCUGCACAGCAUGGCCGAGAUGAAGGCGCCGCUCUACCCCGCCGCCUACGCGCCGCUGCCGGCCGGGCCGCCCUCGUCCUCGUCCUCGUCGUCGUCGUCCUCCUCGCCGUCCCCACCGCUGGGCGCGCACAACCCCGGCGGCCUGAAGCCCCCGGCGGCGGGCGGGCUCUCGGCGUUGGGCAGCGCCCCGCAGCAGCUCUCGGCCGCUACGCCGCACGGCAUCAACGACAUUCUGAGCCGGCCCUCCAUGCCAGGGGCCGCGGGGGCCGCGUUGCCCUCCGCCUCGCCCUCCGGCUCCUCGUCCUCCUCGUCCUCGUCCGCCUCGGCCUCGUCCGCCUCUGCGGCUGCCGCCGCUGCAGCCGCGGCCGCGGCCGCCGCUUCGUCCCCGGCGGGGCUGCUAGCCGGCUUGCCCCGCUUCGGCAGCCUCAGCCCGCCGCCGCCGCCGCCCGGGCUCUACUUCAGCCCCAGCGCCGCGGCCGUGGCCGCCGUGGGCCGCUAUCCAAAGCCGCUGGCCGAGCUGCCCGGCCGGACGCCCAUCUUCUGGCCUGGCGUGAUGCAGACCCCGCCGUGGAGGGACGCGCGGCUGGCUUGCACCCCGCAUCAAGGGUCUAUCUUGCUGGACAAAGACGGGAAGAGAAAACACACGAGACCCACGUUCUCCGGCCAGCAGAUCUUCGCUCUGGAGAAGACUUUCGAGCAAACGAAAUACUUGGCGGGGCCGGAGAGAGCGCGCCUGGCCUACUCGCUGGGGAUGACGGAGAGUCAAGUCAAGGUCUGGUUCCAGAACCGCAGGACCAAGUGGAGGAAGAAGCACGCGGCCGAGAUGGCCACGGCCAAGAAGAAGCAGGACUCGGAGACCGAGCGGCUCAAGGGCGCCUCGGAGAACGAGGAGGAGGACGACGACUACAACAAGCCCCUGGACCCCAACUCGGACGACGAGAAGAUCACGCAGCUGCUGAAGAAGCACAAGCCGGGCGCCGGGCUCCUGCUGCACGCGUCCGAGGCCGAGGGCGCGUCCUGAGGGCGCGCGGCGCGCAGAUGUACAGAUCUAUUUUUCUAACCCAGAAGUGUGGUGGGAGGAGGGGCCGGAGAGAGACUGGGGUGGCCCGGAGGCCGCCCGGCCCACGCGGCGGCUGCUUCGUGGACGCGGCCGGCGUCCCCACCGGCGGUGCCC